ACGUCAGCGGCGGGCAGCUUCCUCCCUCCUUCUACAAACAUGGCGGCGCUUGGGCGAUCUCUGCUUGGACUCAGGAACACCCUGCAGGUUGGGGUGGUUCGAGGCUUCCUGAAUCCCCAGAGAAAGCCUGGGAGGCAGCUCGACUCGGUCCGGAACAUGUUCGUGACGAAAGCGGGGUCCAUUUUACCCAAACCUGAAAAGAUUUCCUUCGGUCUUAUGAAAGUCUUCAUUGUGGUCAUUCCUUUCCUGUACAUGGGCACGUUGAUCAGCAAGAGCUUUGCCUCGCUGCUGGAGGAGCACGACAUCUUUGUCCCAACCGAUGAUGACGAUGAUGAUUAGCACUGGGUAACGGAACCGGUCGGCAUGUUUGUUACGUUUCUGCUCACAAGUUGGUCUCAUUUGAUUGGAAAACCAUGGGAGUCAUGAACUGUACAUAUUAAUCCUGUACGUAAAUUGCCCAAAUCCCUCGGACUGAAGAGACAAUUCCUCUGAAGAGGGAAACAAUCAAAAGCAUGGCCAUAUUUUGCAUGUGUUGCACAUACAGUGUGUGUGGGGUGGGGUUGGGUCUACAGGGUGUGGACGGACACUCAGCAGUCAUCAGAGUUAGUCACUCUUCUAAGAAAACUUUUCCUAUUUUAGUUAGAUUAGCACUUAUUUAGACAAGGGCCUCUGAUGUGUGAAUUGCGUUUGUUUUAAAUCUGAUUUUCCCUGCUUCCAACAAAACAAACCCAGACUAGACUUCGGAACAAAUGUCCCGUUGUAACGAUCCUGACGCUUUUGCUUCAGAAUUGGGAUUGAAUGGCACAGGUAUGCUGUGGAUGCCUUUGAAUUGCAGUCCCUCUAUAAAUGGGGGCAUGCUGAUGCCAACAAAAUGUGCCCUGCAGCGUGUGUUGGUAGAUGAAUUCUAGAAUGGUCAGAUUAAACACUCGAAUAGUCGGUCAAAUUUUAUAAUCUGCAGAUUGGAAUCGUCAACAAAGCCUUUCAUGAUUUGGAACAGUGGAACUUGCACUUUUUAUGAUACAGGGAAAGUAUAUAUAUAGGAAAAUGGAAAACGUUUCUUCCUUGAAACGGCACAGGAAUUUAAUUGCUAUGCCAGAGUGUCUGGGGAGAAGGUGGUUUAAAAAAAACAUGGAGUUAAACUUCAGAAGCAUCAAGUGGAGUGCAAUAUAUUCAGCAGUAAAUCGCCUGCACUGGGAAUAAGCAGUUCUUUCCAACAUUGCUGCCAGUAAUACAGAGAGAUCAAUGUUAAGGCAAAUUGGACGUGCUGUUGGCUGGUUGUAUUCACUUGGCCUUUCACUUGGAAAAUUCUACGGUGUGGAAUGGAUAGAAUAUGUCUCCAGUGAGUGUACACAUCAGGUGUAGGUGCUUGCUCUUUGCUUUUUGGCUCCAUGUUUUGUCCACGAUGUGUGGGGUCAAUAGCCCCAGUUCAAUUGCCUUUGGCUUAAAGAUUUGCCGGUGUUUUGAUGGACUGUGCUUCUGUCACCCACAAUAAAAGUGAUUGAACCUGA
Molecule: messenger RNA, 1508 nt
Organism: Amblyraja radiata (thorny skate)
Lineage: Eukaryota; Metazoa; Chordata; Chondrichthyes; Rajiformes; Rajidae
Gene: smdt1a
Product: single-pass membrane protein with aspartate-rich tail 1a
Exons: 3
Coding region: 40-339 (99 amino acids)
Biological process (GO): mitochondrial calcium ion homeostasis; calcium import into the mitochondrion
Cellular component (GO): uniplex complex
Source: RefSeq, a predicted model, not a curated record